This is a messenger RNA of Anopheles merus, 2152 nucleotides long. Its product is annotated as hexamerin-1.1-like. The transcript has 3 exons. The record is from RefSeq and is a predicted model, not a curated record. Bases 37 to 2109 code for a protein of 690 amino acids. NCBI's taxonomy places the organism in Eukaryota, Metazoa, Arthropoda, Insecta, Diptera, Culicidae.
UUAGCAAAAGGCAAGGCAGAGCAGUCUACGAACAGUAUGAAGCACAUCAUCCUGGCAGUGGUGAUCUCCCUGGCCGCUUUGGCCAGUGGAUCGUACGUACCGAGCACCAAGUACGAAGUAAAAUACGCCGACAAGGAUUUGCUGUUCAAGCAAAAGUUCUUCUUCGAAGUGCUGCGCAACAUACACCUGCCGCUCAAGUAUGAGGAGUACCUGCCGUACACCAAGAGCUGGGUGUCGGAUGAGUCCAAGUAUCAUAACUUCCCACAAGUGGCCGAGUUCUUCGACUGGUACACGACCGGUGGUUUUGUGGAGAAGGGCGCACUCUUCACCAUCUACAACGAGGAUCAUCUCCGGCAGACCUAUCUGCUGUUCAACCUGCUGUUCAACAGCGCCGACUGGGACACGUACUAUCAGAACCUGCUGUGGGCCCGCGAGAACGUGAACGAGUGCAUGUUCAUCUACGUGGUUCAUUUGACCGUGUUCCAGCGCGCAGAUUUGCAGGGCAUCGUCCUGCCAGCCAUCUAUGAGAUCUACCCGUACUACUUCUUCAACACCGAUGUGAUCCGUUCCAUCACGAACAAGAAGCUGUACGAUGCCAAGUUUGGCCUGAAUGCCAACGGCAAGUACAACGUCGUGUUCGCCAACUACACCGCGUUCGAAGCGUACAAGCUGGACGCGUACAACAGCCUUAAGAGUGAGGAGUACCUCAACUACUACACCGAGGACAUUGGCCUGAACGCGUACUACUUCUACUUCAUGAUGGACUAUCCGUUCACGCUGGGCGGCGAACGGUUCGGGCUGAUCAAGGACCGCCGCGGAGAGUUGUUCUGGUACGUGCAUCAGACGCUGCUCGCCCGCUACAAUCUGGAGCGCCUAUCGAACGGCAUGGCCACCGUGCAACCGCUGGCGUGGCGCUUCCCGAUCAAAACCGGCUACUCGACGAUGCUCAGCUACUGGAACGGUGUGCCGUUCAAGAGCCGGGAAAACAACUUCGUGCUAGAUGAUGAUCUGUACAAGCGGCUCGACUGGGUUACCGGCUGGGAGAUUAAGCUGCGCAAGACGAUCGAGGAUGGUUUCUACAUGACGGACGAUGGCCAACGUAUUGAUCUGCGGCUGCCGGAGUCGGCCGAUGCGUUUGGCAGCAUCAUGAACGUGAAUGUUGAUUCGUACGGUAUGAAGCACAUGGGGUACAUUGAAAUUUUGUCCCGUGCCCUGCUGUCGAACACGGAGUACCGGUCGAAGAAAAUGUGGCCCUCGGUACUGAUGCAGUUCGAGACGAGCCUGCGCGAUCCAAUCUUCUACCAGCUGUACGAGCGCUUCCUGGAUAUCUACAGCUACUUCAAGCGCUUCCUGCCAAGCUACACUUACGACGAGCUCAACUUCAACGGUGUCGCUAUUCAGGACGUUACAUUCGACAAGCUGAUGACCUACUUCGACUACUUCGAUUCGGACGUCUCCAACGUUCUGCCCAUGCAGUCUACCGACAAGUAUUUCGAUUAUGCCGUUUACGCACGCCAGAGUCGCCUCAACCACAAGCCAUUCGGCUACACGAUGAACGUCAUGUCGAACUACACCGGAAAGGCCGUCAUCCGGGCGUUCGUUGGUCCGAAGUUUGAAAGCAUCUUUGAUCUGCAGUACUACAAGAAGUACUUUGUUGAGAUUGAUCAGUAUCUGGUCGACUUCACCGCUGGCAAGAACACCUUCGUGCGUAACUCGCGCGACUUCUACUGGAGCGUCAAGGAUCGUACCAUGUACACCGACCUGUACAAGAAGAUCAUGCUCGGAUACAACGGACAGGAGAAGUUCGCCCUGGACAUGUCGGAGGCCCACUGUGGAUUCCCGGAUCGUCUGAUCUUGCCCAAGGGCUGGACCGGCGGUAUGCCGAUGCAGUUCUACUUCAUCAUCACGCCGUACACGGGCAGCGCACAGCCUUACUCCUAUGACAAAUCCUUCUCCUGCGGUGUUGGAUCGGGAAUGCGCUAUUACGACAAUCUUCCGUUCGGCUAUCCGUUCGAUCGCGUCAUCAACUUCAACUACUUCUACACCAAGAACAUGUACUUUAAGGACGUGUUGAUCUAUCAUAACGACGACUUUAAGAAGAUGUACUAACGUAUUGAUUUGAGAUGAAAAUAAAGAAGCUGAUAUAGAAAAA